CUUUUGACCGGCUCAUGUGCGUAUCCAUGGUGUUAAUGUAGCUUUGGGGUAAAGAGCUUCCUUCGGGCCUCGACGUCUGUUAACAGUGUGCACGUUCACGACUACGACGCGCGGUCACGUUGUUUUGCUGUCACGCGCCUUAUACGACCGUGAGUGGAAGCUGGUAAAUCACACCACAUUCAGGGCUAGAUUUAGUACGAGACAAACAGGCAGCACUGCAGAUUUCUAUCGCUGCUUGGCAAGUCAGAACCCGCCGAGUUGUUCCGGUCAGCUGGUGAUGUUCUGCUGGAUUUGAAUGCUAUAGCUAGCCAGCUAGCUAGCUAGCUGUUAAACUAGCUUAACGGUCCGAGCGAGUCGAAGAAACCGAACAUAUUUUUUCAGUCGACAUUCAUACUGACACGUUUGUCUGCUUUCAUUUCGAAAACAUCCAGCUAGAAGACGUUUUUAGCCUCAGCGACUUGUUCCUGUAGGUGUUGCGCGUCGCUUCUAGUCCGAAUGAGGUAAGGUUUGAAUGAAAUAACGUUAGCGUGUCAUAGCCAGCGGAAGCGAGCCAGCUAACAAGUAUAACGUUAACUUCUCCUUCUGCUGGACGCCCCUUUCCCGUCCAGUGAAUCUAGCAAAUGCUACUUGGACUAGCCACCCUCAAGCACAGAGUCUGUCGUUGGACAGGGGUUAUUUGCAAAGCUGAGGAACGACUGGACGUGCGAAUUAGCUAGCUCCUUGUGAACGUCAAGUUGGCCAUCUUCCACUUCGCUCAAGUCCAGUGUGAAAAGCUGUCCAACAUCGGCUUGGUUUUCCAGAGAAGGCCGGAGUGAGGACAGGAAUCUGCAAAAAUGCCGGCUGUGUCGAAGGGAGAUGGAAUGCGCGGAUUAGCCGUUUUCAUCUCGGACAUUAGAAACUGUAAGAGCAAGGAGGCUGAAAUCAAACGGAUAAAUAAAGAGCUGGCCAACAUCCGCUCCAAGUUCAAAGGCGACAAAGCCCUGGAUGGUUACAGUAAGAAGAAGUAUGUCUGCAAGCUUCUCUUCAUCUUCCUGCUUGGCCAUGACAUUGAUUUUGGACACAUGGAGGCAGUCAACCUGCUUAGUUCCAACAAGUACACAGAGAAACAGAUCGGUUACCUGUUUAUCUCAGUGUUGGUGAACAGCAACAGUGAGUUGAUCCGUCUGAUCAAUAAUGCUAUCAAGAACGACCUGUCCAGUCGAAACCCUACCUUCAUGUGCCUGGCUCUCCACUGCAUCGCCAACGUAGGCAGCCGGGAGAUGGCUGAGGCCUUUGCCAGUGAGAUCCCACGCAUCUUGGUGGCUGGGGAUACGAUGGACAGUGUUAAGCAGUCGGCUGCUUUGUGUCUGCUGCGCCUCUAUAAAACUUCUCCUGACUUGGUGCUGAUGGGUGAAUGGACAUCACGAGUGGUACACCUGCUCAAUGACCAACACAUGGGUGUUGUGACAGCAGCCAUCUCUCUCAUCACCUGUCUGAGCCAGAAGAAUCCAGAUGAGUUCAAGACGUGUGUUUCUUUGGCUGUGUCCCGACUCAGCCGGAUUGUGUCUUCAGCCUCAACUGAUCUGCAGGAUUAUACUUACUAUUUUGUGCCGGCACCUUGGCUGUCCUGCAAACUGCUCCGUUUGCUGCAGUGUUACCCUCCACCAGAAGAUGGCGCAGUCAAAGGCCGUCUGGUAGAGUGUCUGGAAACGAUCCUGAAUAAGGCCCAGGAGCCUCCCAAAUCCAAAAAGGUUCAGCAUUCCAACGCCAAGAAUGCCAUCUUGUUUGAGGCUAUCUCACUUAUCAUCCACUAUGACAGUGAACCAAACCUUCUGGUGCGAGCCUGUAACCAGCUUGGCCAGUUCCUUCAACACAGAGAGACCAAUCUGCGCUAUCUAGCUCUGGAAAGCAUGUGUACUCUGGCAAGCUCAGAGUUCUCCCACGAAGCAGUCAAGACACACAUCGAGACAGUCAUCAACGCCCUCAAGACUGAGAGAGAUGUGAGUGUUCGACAGCGAGCGGCUGAUCUGCUGUAUGCCAUGUGUGAUCGCAGCAACGCUAAGCAGAUUGUAGCAGAGAUGCUCAGCUACCUGGAGACAGCGGACUAUUCCAUCAGAGAGGAGAUGGUGCUGAAAGUGGCCAUCCUCGCAGAAAAGUAUGCUGUGGAUUACUCCUGGUAUGUAGACACCAUUCUUAACCUCAUCCGGAUUGCUGGGGACUACGUCAGCGAAGAGGUGUGGUACCGUGUCAUUCAGAUCGUGAUCAACCGAGAUGAUGUGCAAGGUUACGCUGCCAAGACCGUCUUUGAGGCCCUGCAAGCCCCAGCAUGCCAUGAGAACAUGGUGAAGGUUGGAGGGUACAUUCUGGGAGAGUUUGGGAAUCUGAUUGCUGGUGACCCACGGUCCAGUCCCCUGGUCCAGUUCAACCUUCUCCACUCCAAGUUCCACCUGUGCUCUGUGCCGACUCGUGCCCUCCUUCUGUCGGCUUACAUCAAAUUUAUUAACCUGUUCCCAGAAACCAAGGCCACCAUCCAAGAGGUGUUGCGCUGCGACAGCCAGAUCCGUAACUCUGAUGUAGAGCUGCAGCAGCGAGCUGUCGAGUAUUUGAAGCUCUCUUCCAUUGCCAGCACAGAUGUCUUGGCUACUGUUUUGGAGGAGAUGCCCCCAUUCCCAGAGAGGGAGUCAUCAAUUCUUGCUAAACUGAAGAAGAAGAAGGGGCCAGGGGCCGUAUCUGUGGCAGAGCUGGAAGACGGCAAAAGGGAGAGCGGCGAGUUGAAUGGAGGGGGUGACGCAGCAGCCAUGGCUGCCUCCAACGCAUCUACCCCAUCACCAUCAGCGGACCUGCUGGGGAUUCGUUCUUCGGUUCCAGUUAGUACCGCUCCAGCCAGUGCUGGCAGUCUACUAGUGGAUGUUUUUUCAGAGGCGGGACCUGCUGCACCUUCUGGUGCAGUAAACGAUGAUGGCUUCCUCAGAGAUCUGGAACAGCCCACUGAAACCUCCGAUCCUCUUUUGGUGGAGGGUUCUGGUGACUCGGACUCUGCUCCUCCCUCUGAGGAUCCUGCUCCUCCUUUGUCUGAAGCAGAGGAGCUUCUUAACAAGUUUGUUUGCAAGAACAAUGGGGUUCUGUUUGAGAAUCAGCUUCUGCAGAUUGGCAUCAAGUCAGAAUACCGACAGAACCUAGGGAGAAUGUACUUGUUCUACGGUAACAAGACAUCAGUACAGUUUGCCAGCUUUACCACCACUGUCAACUGUCCCGGAGAGCUACAGUCUCAGCUCAACGUUCAGAGCAAACCAGUGGAACCAUUAGUGGAGGGUGGAGCCCAAAUCCAACAGGUCCUGAACAUCGAGUGCCUGACUGAUUUCUCUGAUGCCCCGCUUCUCAACAUCAAGUUCAGAUAUGGAGGAGCUCUGCAAAACCUGACUCUCAAACUGCCGGUCACAAUCAACAAGUUCUUCCAGCCAACUGAGAUGGCCUCACAAGACUUCUUCCAGCGCUGGAAACAGCUCAGCCAGCCUCAGCAAGAAGCACAAAAGAUAUUCAAGGCCAACCACGGCAUGGAUACUGAAGUAAUCAAAGCAAAGCUGCUGGGGUUAGGAAUGGCCUUACUGGACAAUGUUGACCCAAACCCUGAGAAUUAUGUUUGUGCUGGAGUGAUCCAAACCAAGAGCCAGCAGGUGGGGUGCCUGCUAAGACUGGAGCCAAACGCACAGGCACAGAUGUAUCGUCUGACUCUGCGCUCCAGCAAAGACUCCGUGUCCAUGCGUCUCUGCGAGCUGCUGGCCCAACAGUUCUAGAGUCCAGACCUUGACCAGUACUCCUACCAUCCCCACCAGCGACCUCUCCCUCCAGCCCUCCUGCCACACCUGUCCUCCUGCCUCCAACAAAGAGUCAUUGAGUAAAAAAAGAAAAAAAAGGUGUAACCUGCAUAAGGGAAAGUGCAGCUGCUGCCUGCAGCCGCAGCAAUAUUAUUGUCAUUAUUUGUGUCCCAGAUUCUGAUUCCAGUUCAUCUUUUACUUGUUUAUUAACACAAUGCUACAAUCUUGGUUUUGUUGGUUUACCCGUGUAGCUGGUGUGUGUGUGUGUGUGUGUGUGGAGGGGGGUGUGUGGGUGUGUCCUGUGGUUGUACUGGGGUUUCAUUUUGCUCAUCCUGACUUUAGUACUGACUGCUGUGGAAAAGAUUUUAUUAGUGCAACAUUCCUUGAAGAUAAAAGGGAGAAGCUACUAGUUGCACACCCACACACUACUAUCCCAACCCCACCCACAAGCGUGAUUCCCUGUGGUCAGACCUGCUGAGGGAACAUCAAGCAUUCCUGCUGAAAAUGCACUUCAUGUGUUCGGAUCCUAGACUUGAGUUUUUGACAUGCUCUCCCAUUCAUUCCUCUCAUCUAGCCCUGCUAGGAGUAAUCCUUCAUUUCUGUCAGCUUGUGCACUUGUUCUUGUUGUGUAUAUAAAUAUGUGCCAGUGAAUCACUUUAUUUUUUGAGACAUUCCCUUUGUGCUUGCUAAGAAUCCUGGUGGUUGGCUAAUCCAUGCUGUUCAGGUUGAUUAAUGGCGCAGAAUAGACAGAGAUGAGACCAGAGCAGAGACCAAACAGUCACAGGUUUCAGUCUGGCCUGUCCCAUCCACUGCUGUGGACUCGGCUCAGUGAACAGCUUGAAGAGGCAGAGAAGUUUAUCACUUGCAGAAAUGGCAAGUUGCCCGAUCUCAUCACUGCUGUCUUAUUUCUGUAGAACUCGAACUUUAUUUUGGAGAAAGAAAAUAAAUCUGGUUGUUUUUGCUUCUGAUCAACACAAGUGAGAUGUGUGCAGAUGAGGAACAAGUGGUUAGGUGAGGUUAGGUACACAGCUGCUUCUCCAAGCUCUCCAGUUUUACUCCUUGGCUUGUGGAUGUCACACCUUAAUGAAGAUGGUGUUGGUGUGGGUGGCUGCCCAAACAUUUAUAUGGAGAAUUUUUUUGGUUUUUAAAUGAAGCCCUUUAUAAGCAGUCCAGCAUAGAGAGGUGAGUCUCAUCUUCCAUACAUCCAUAUUUCUGCUUUUCAGCAAAUACUUAUCAGAUGGGUUUAUGCUGUUUAAUGGGAUGUUUAACCAACCACUACAAUAAAUCUUUGAAGUUUAGACUGCUUCAAUUAUCAUAUAGAGCUGCACAACUCUUCUCCGGGCUUCCUGCCACUUUCAAGCACUGAUGUUUUGGGAGGACAGGAUGUGAGACACCCAGAUGCCCUUUACAGCUACAGGGGACUCGGUAUAUAUAUGUGUGUGUGUGAAUGGUUGUAUGUGGCAGUAAACCGGUGAGGGGUGGGGGGGAAGCCUAAAGACAUUUCUAACACAUGGUCGCAUUACAUUUUGUGACUGCACAGCAGUCGCAGGAUAUUGAACUUUGUAGUGAAAGAUUUAGUCAUUUUGUGAGUGUGUGUAAGUGAGUUUGUGUGUGUGUGUUUAUGCAGUAUCCACUAGCUAAUGCAGCCUCAUGUAUCGGUGUUAAGAAGCUGCCCAAUACCUGUGUUAGACUUAAGAUUUACUCUGUAAUGAAAAAAAUGUGAAGUAAAACUAUGCCAUAUAUCUGA
Molecule: messenger RNA, 5541 nt
Organism: Girardinichthys multiradiatus
Lineage: Eukaryota; Metazoa; Chordata; Actinopteri; Cyprinodontiformes; Goodeidae
Product: AP-2 complex subunit alpha-1-like
Exons: 22
Coding region: 834-3773 (979 amino acids)
Biological process (GO): clathrin-dependent endocytosis; intracellular protein transport
Cellular component (GO): AP-2 adaptor complex; membrane coat
Molecular function (GO): clathrin-cargo adaptor activity
Source: RefSeq, a predicted model, not a curated record